Molecule: messenger RNA, 1454 nt
Organism: Galleria mellonella (greater wax moth)
Lineage: Eukaryota; Metazoa; Arthropoda; Insecta; Lepidoptera; Pyralidae
Product: lysocardiolipin acyltransferase 1-like
Exons: 7
Coding region: 168-1340 (390 amino acids)
Cellular component (GO): endomembrane system
Molecular function (GO): acyltransferase activity
Source: RefSeq, a predicted model, not a curated record
AACAAUAAAGUUAUUAAGGUACUAUUGAUUACAUAAUUAAAUAAAUAGGUAUUAUAGUAUGUAUUGAAGGGUUUAGUGGGCAAAACUUAUUGGGAUUCUAAUCUAUUGACUAUGCUCUAUGUAUAAGGCUUCUCUAACAAUACUAUUCAGUACUAGUUUACAGCGUCAUGGCGGCGGGGCUCCUUCUCUGUAUUGCUUGGUAUUACACAAUUAUAGCUGGAUUUUAUACUCUAUAUUGUCCCGUUAUGUACAUAAUAUUCUUCAAUCAUAAACUGUAUAGAAAACUAGUUGAUGUGCUUUUCGCACUUUGGGAGCUAUAUCCAGUGGCACUUUUUCAAUGUUGUUUCGGUAGCCAGUUACAUUUGUAUGGAGAUUAUGUAAAUCCCGAUGAAAAUACUAUCAUUAUAAUGAAUCACCGCACGAGAGUCGAUUGGAAUUAUGUGUGGUUAGCUCUCUAUCAUGCCACACAAAGGAAUUCGAGGGAGGAAGUGUGUAUUUGUAAGGGAGAGUCAUCUAAGACAUUGACAAACAGUAAUUUUUUGGACUUGCUGUCUAGAGGAAAGUCUAAACUUAAGUUUGUUUUGAAAGAUGAGAUUAAAAUGAUUCCUGGAUUGGGUUGGAUAAUGCAAUUAAAUUUUUUUCUAUACGUAAAAAGGGAUUGGCGGGAAGACCAAAUAAAUUUGUCUCAGUUCGUAGACUAUUAUAAAAAGUUACAUUGCGUGUGUCGAUUGGUGCUAUUUCCUGAGGGCACUGAUUUAAGCGAUGCCAAUAAACGACGUAGUGAUAAAUAUGCUGAAGCUAAUAAUUUACCACAUUAUAAAUUUGUCCUGCAUCCACGUACCACAGGAUGGGCAGCCCUCUGUUCACAACUCUGCUCUUCAAAUCUGGCUUCUGUAUAUGACGUUACAGUAGCGUACGAUAGGCCGGCUCAAACUGAAGUUGAUAUACUGCGAGGAGUGAUGCCGAAACAUAUCUACUUUCAUUUUAAACGAUAUAAUAUUGAUCAACUUCCUGAAAAAGAAGAGGCUUUGAAGCUUUGGCUUAAAGAUCGAUGGAAUGAGAAGGAAGCAAGCCUUGCUAAUUUUCAUAAAAACGGUAUUUUUAUAGAUUCUAUAUUAAAUAAAUCGCCAGUUCAAAGAACACUACGAUCAAUGAGUUUUGCAAAAAAAGGAUUUUUAUUUUGGACAAUAUUGGAUAUUAUUUUUUUGUAUGCCUUAUUUAAUAGCAUAAUAUUUCAAUUUUGGGUUAUGUACCAUACAUUCUUAUUUAUAUUUAUAACUUGGUUUUUUGGGGGAUUUCACAAUAUUCAAUACAAAUUAUUAGAUAAACUUAAUGUUUAAUUAAAUAUUUAAUACAUUGUAGAAAAAUACUAAAUUAUAUUGCAAUAUAAAUGUGAAUUCUCAGCAAUGCCAAAGAUAAAGUUCUAGUGUAAUAAAGAUAAGUAUAUAAACCUA